Messenger RNA from Phytophthora infestans T30-4, 732 nucleotides. Its product is annotated as ribosomal RNA large subunit methyltransferase J, putative. Gene Ontology annotation, molecular function: rRNA (uridine-2'-O-ribose)-methyltransferase activity. Gene Ontology annotation, biological process: RNA methylation. NCBI's taxonomy places the organism in Eukaryota, Oomycota, Peronosporomycetes, Peronosporales, Peronosporaceae. The transcript is spliced from 2 exons. Bases 1 to 732 code for a protein of 243 amino acids. The record is from RefSeq and is a predicted model, not a curated record.
AUGAGCAGCACGUAUAUCCGGUCGGGGUCGCUGUUGGGCUGCCGCUGCGCUCCGUUACGCGCCGUCAAGAGCCUUAAAGGCAAGUCAAAUGCCAGCGCGCGCUGGGUACGUCGACAGUGGAGCGAUCCCGUGGUAAAACAGGCCAAACGCGAAGGUCUCCGCUCCCGCGCAGCCUUCAAACUACGGGAACUCAACGACCGCUUCCAGCUGCUACGUCGCGGCGAUAUGGUUCUGGACUUGGGUGCAGCUCCUGGCGGGUGGACGCAAGUAGCUGUGGAGGCCACGACCCCCAAGAGCCAAAAAACAGUUGGCCCCCCGCGUGUUGUGGCCGUGGACCUCCUGCACUUUGACCCCAUCGAGGGUGCGUCUAUCGUAGUGGGGGAUUUCCGCCAAGCUGCAGUCCGAAAACAACUGGCUGAGGCGCUCAGAGGUCGCAAAGCCGACGUGGUUCUCAGCGACAUGGCUCCAUCUUUCUCUGGUAACUUCCUAACGGAUAGUCAACACCAACUACGGCUAUGCCACAACGCUCUCAAGAUGGCGGAGCUUUAUCUACGUCCAGGAGGCAACUUUGCCACAAAAGUAUUGCGUUGUGACGGCUCCGAGGAGUUCCGAGCGGACUUAAAGGCAAGUUUUGACGUGGUGAAAGGUAUGAAGCCACAGUCGUCGCGACCAGAAUCCACCGAGAUGUUCCUUGUUGCCAAGGGGUUUAAAGGCGUGCAACAAGUGAAUUAA